This is a messenger RNA of Penicillium soppii, 705 nucleotides long. Its product is annotated as LysM peptidoglycan-binding domain-containing protein. The coding region runs from base 1 to 705 and encodes 234 amino acids. NCBI's taxonomy places the organism in Eukaryota, Fungi, Ascomycota, Eurotiomycetes, Eurotiales, Aspergillaceae. The transcript has 3 exons. The record is from RefSeq and is a predicted model, not a curated record.
AUGGACGACCUUGUGUCCUGGAAGAGCUGGCUGGAAGGAGACUGUGACACUGCGCUCUAUGCCAACCUAAAUGCCACGGAUGACUGCGCCAUCUGUAUUGGUGUCGGGUCUGCAGCUGCAACGACUACAACCAGUGGAACUGCCACCCAAACCCCUACCACCACCACCUCCUCCUCCAUUGGGCCCACUCCAAUCGACACUGUGUCGGGAUGUGAGAAGUUCUACACCACUACAAAGGGCGACGACUGUCACCACAGUCGAGACCAAAACCCCAGUGUCGGCUCUACUUGUACUAAUUUGUGGCUAGAAAAAGCAUACUGUGUUAAGGGACCGGCAUCGACGACCAGCGCAACAGCAAGUGCAGCCACUCGGACGGGAAUCGCGUCGAACUACAACCAGUAUUACACGGUGGUGUCGAAUGAUUCGUGCGCCAAGAUCGAGACCGCGUAUGGUAUUGCUUUUGCUGAACUAUACAAGUGGAAUCCUGCGAUUGAAUCAGACUGUGAGUAUCUAGGAAUCGGGUACUUGAAGAAAUUGCUCUUGAUUUAUGACCAUAGCGCGCGUAUCGAACUUAUUUCGAGCCGCCCGAUAACACGGACCCUUCCCGGGCCGGCCCUCCAAGGCUCCGAUCACUUCUCCACUUCUCACUUCUCCCCUAGCCCAGACGGGCGUAGUGUUUCAUCAUCCUGGGAACCCGAGAUUUGA